UCAGGCCAUGAUCAUCAACAGCGCGCACCUGAUGGGUAGCAGCAGUGAACCGAACGGCGUUCGUGGCUUUGGCCGAGUACACCUCGAGGCGGGCAUGCCCAUGGACGGCGUCAGUGUAACCGGCCUUCUCGUUGUCGAAGCAGCCAUCGCUGACGGCGAGAUUACCGAGCUGGUCACGGUCGACGGGAAUGCUGAACUUCAGCACGACCUUGACCUACCUGUGAUACUCCCAAGCGGUACCAAGUACACCAUGUGGGAAUUGGGUGAAGAUGACACCGUCAAUGUGGUGGAGCGUGUGAUCGUGCCAGUUGAAUCGAUGGAGAGUGGCGUGUGGAGCGUAGUCGUGUCGGCCAAGGCACUACUUACCGAUGACCAGUUGUACUCGUUGGUGGUAACGGGGGCUAUCUACAGCUGGAAGUAGAGCAUGCAAACGUCAUCGUUCUCGCCCCCGCCUCGCUGGUCGUU
This is a messenger RNA of Ectocarpus sp. CCAP 1310/34, 465 nucleotides long. The record is from the annotation of a GenBank genome assembly. NCBI's taxonomy places the organism in Eukaryota, Phaeophyceae, Ectocarpales, Ectocarpaceae.